AUGACUUCUGUCGCGCAUGCAGUGGCAGGCUUUACCCAUGCCAAUGCCUCGACGUCGUCGUUGGCUGACUCCUUGAGCAGCCUGCAGGGAUCGAGCAGCGGCAGCCAUGUCUCCUCUUCGCUGGGCACUGAAGACACAGCCAUCCCAGACCUUGAAUCCUUCCCACCAAGCGGCGUUCCAAAGCACGAGAAGCUGAGCGGCUACGAGUUUUACCGCUCUAUUGGUUCGCCUCGCAAGAUCGUUGCCCCGAUGGUAGAGGGCUCCGAAUUGGCUUGGAGGGUACUCAGCAGGCGGCUUGGUGCCGAUCUAUGCUACAGUCCAAUGAUCAACUCCAAGAUGUACGCUGGUACAGCAAAGGGGAAAGCGCGACCUGCUUUCCGCGAGAACAACUUUUCAAAGAAGCACGCCGAAGAGGGUGCGAGUGCGAUUACGCGAACCGGGAACGCAAAGGACACUGAUCGGCCACUGAUCGUGCAAUUCUGUGGAAACGAACCGGCUCUCCUUCUCGAAUCAGCGCUGGACGUCCAAGAUCACUGUGACGCCGUCGACCUGAAUCUAGGCUGUCCGCAAAACAUUGCCAAGCGCGGUCAUUACGGUGCAUUCCUGCAAGAGGACUGGUCACUCAUCUUUUCGCUCAUCAAUACACUCCAUCUGGAGCUCAAGGUCCCUGUUACGGCCAAAAUGCGUGUUUUCCCAAGCGUGGAACGCACUGUGGCAUAUGCAAGGAUGCUCGAACGAGCAGGCGCACAGUUUAUUGCGGUCCAUGGCAGGACGAGGGAGAUGAAAGGGCACAAAACCGGCCUCGCGGAUUGGAAGAAGAUUGCAGCUGUCAAGCAGGCCGUAAAAGUGCCGGUGUUCGCUAACGGAAACGUCCUCUACCCAAAGGAUGUCGAAGAUGUCCUGCGAGUUACCGGAGCUGAUGGCGUCAUGAGUGCUGAGGGCAAUCUAUACAAUCCAGCUAUCUUUGAGGAAAAGUCAUUCUCCUCUGAGAUGGAAGACUCAGCAGAUGCAGGGCCCUCGAGGCCACCAAUUGUCAAGCCUGUUGCGCAGUUUCCAUUCAUUCCCGAUCUGUGCGACGAGUAUCUCGACAUCAUCGUUGCGCUCAAGACCCCAGCCUCGCCACCAGCUUGCAAAUCUCACAUGUUCAAGCUCGCGCGCCCUGCACUGGAAGUACACCCAGAUCUGCGUCGAGUGUUUGGUCAGGCGAAAUUGAUUCCAAGUGCAGAGGGUGAGGAGCGUGUGAAGGAGUACCGAGCGGCAAUCCAUACGCUACGGGAGAGGCUCGAGGCAGAUAUGCAAAAGGAAGAAUACCUACGCCCGCCUGAGGUGCCGCGCAAGCACUCAGCUUCGCUCCUCGAUGCAGCAUCUGACGCAGACGUGAAGCAUGCUUCGCUGAACGACGCAUCUGAUCCGGACCGACCAGCCUACAUUCCGCAUUGGCUCGCUCAGCCUUACUUCCGUCCGCCCAUGCCUCCCGAAGAGCUGGAGAAACAGGCCAAGCUCAAGGAGGCGAAACAGAAGAACAAAGAUAAGAAUCCUUCCCAUGGAAGGCUGAUAGAAAUCAAGGACGUACAGGCGAGGGCAGAUGAGGCAGAGAAUCAGGACGAAGACGAGCUGGUGAACGAAGCUGGUCUAUCGACCAGCAAACGAAAGCAAGAGGGUGAGGGAGAGGAGGGAGAGUCGGCUGACAAGAAGAAGUUGAAAGUGGGUGCCUGA
Molecule: messenger RNA, 1716 nt
Organism: Tilletiaria anomala UBC 951
Lineage: Eukaryota; Fungi; Basidiomycota; Exobasidiomycetes; Georgefischeriales; Tilletiariaceae
Product: Dus-domain-containing protein
Exons: 2
Coding region: 1-1716 (571 amino acids)
Biological process (GO): tRNA processing
Molecular function (GO): flavin adenine dinucleotide binding; tRNA dihydrouridine synthase activity
Source: RefSeq, a predicted model, not a curated record